AGUUGACGGAUUUUUCGAACUUCAAGCUGGUACGGAAGAUUAGUCACAUGAGAUAUGAGAUGAGAAAGGGAAAGACCCAAUUUCCCCUUGAAAACCUUGAUCUGUGUAUUGUUCUCUCUCUCUUGCACACAGUCUAUGUAUAGGAAAAAGUCGCUGUGAUUCACUGAGUGCUCCCGAACUAGUACACCCGCCCCGUUCCUUUCCUCUUAUUAGCAGUUGAUAGCCGUUUCUUCGAGUUCUGCCUUCUCCAUCCUCAUUAGGUUUCUGGGUAUCCUCCAUCAUUUAUCACACAGUGAGAGAGAGAGAGAGAGAGAGAGAGAGAGAGAGAGGGAGUUAGUGAAGGAGGUUGAAGAAACAACGUGGGGGACCUACUGCUUAAGUUUUGGCGGGCAGCAACGGACACUAUCAAUGAUUUUUAUGCUGAAGGGGAAACGGCAGAUCUCAGUCAUAUGAGGAGAUCUUUAGCUCUGGUGGGUUUGCUUCUGGUGGUUGCCUUGCUCAGUGAUGCUCCAUGGGCUGCCAGGGGCAGCUCACAUUGCAAGCAUACGUACUCUGAGGAUAUUCGACCUCACAGUGUCACGAUUACUGAAUUUGGCGCGGUUGGAGAUGGGAUCACUCUCAACACAAAAGCGUUUCAGAAUGCCAUAUUCUACCUCAAUUCAUUUUCUGACAAAGGUGGGGCCAAACUUUUUGUCCCAGCAGGCCGUUGGUUGACAGGAAGCUUCGAUCUCAUCAGUCAUCUUACUCUGUGGUUAGAUAAGGACGCAGUAAUUCUUGGAUCAACAAACUCCGCUGAUUGGCCAGUCAUUGAUCCUCUACCAUCAUAUGGCCGAGGUAGGGAGUUGCCAGGUGGAAGGCAUCAAAGCCUCAUUUAUGGACGCAAUUUGACGGAUGUAAUUAUAACAGGUGAUAAUGGAACUAUCGACGGUCAAGGUGACAUCUGGUGGGAGUGGUUUGGGACUGGAAACCUGAACCAUACACGACCCCAUUUGGUUGAGUUGAUGAACUCAACCGGGGUUGUCAUCUCAAACCUAACCUUCUUGAAUUCACCAUUUUGGACCAUUCACCCUGUAUAUUGCAGCCAAGUUACUGUCCAGAAUGUCACAAUCCUUGCUCCUCUUGAUUCUCCAAAUACAGAUGGGAUAGAUCCAGACUCCUCUGAUAAUGUUUGCAUUGAAGACUGUUACAUUAGCACUGGAGAUGAUCUGAUUGCCAUCAAAAGUGGGUGGGAUGAGUAUGGCAUUGCAUAUGCUCGUCCAUGUACAAACAUCAUCAUCCGCAGGCUAAUUGGAGAGACUCGAAGAAGCGCAGGGAUUGCAAUUGGCAGUGAGAUGUCUGGAGGCGUGUCAGAGGUUCAUGCCGAAAACCUUAGAUUUUUCAAAUCAAGCACAGGUAUCUUAAUAAAGACAUCUCCUGGAAGGGGUAGUUAUGUAAGAGAUAUCUACGUAUCAAAUGUGACUUUGGCUGAUGUGGAUAUAGCUAUAAGGUUUAUCGGUUACUAUGGAGAGCACCCAGAUGAGUUUUAUGACCCAAAUGAGCUCCCUACAAUAGAGAGAAUAACUCUCAAAGAUAUCACAGGAGAGAAUAUUAAACUUGCAGGUCUCCUUGAGGGCAUAGAAGGGGACAAUUUUCUCAACAUUUGCCUUGCCAACAUUACUCUUAAUGUAACUUCAGAAUCUCCGUGGAACUGCUCUUAUAUUCAAGGGUAUUCUGACUUAGUUUCCCCAGAAACUUGUGAGCCUCUCAAGGAAAUAAUCUCUCCUGAGCGUUACUCAGAUUGUUACCAUCUAUCAGAUCACUUGCGGAGUUCAAGCAAUCAGAAGAAAGGUGCUUGGUCACUGUCUUGGUAAAGUAAGUGAAGUAUACCAUUUUCUUGUAAAACCACAUUCUGCAAAUGUCCAGUAUAAGUUGAAAAUUUGAUUCCUGCCAAACGCAAGUGCCCGCUACUGCCUUUGUGAUGAAAUAGUUGCCUGUGAUAAGAAGCUGAGUGAGUUGCUGAUCUGUGGCUGUUGGCAGUUGAGAUGGGUACUGAGAUAUGAUUGUUUCUUGUAACGUUGUGUGCAGUAACAAAUAAGUGAGUGAUUUAUCAGAUAAUUGGAAAUAGAAUGAGUUUGUCUUCCAAAGUUUU
Messenger RNA from Juglans microcarpa x Juglans regia, 2128 nucleotides. Its product is annotated as probable polygalacturonase. The record is from RefSeq and is a predicted model, not a curated record. NCBI's taxonomy places the organism in Eukaryota, Viridiplantae, Streptophyta, Magnoliopsida, Fagales, Juglandaceae. Gene Ontology annotation, molecular function: polygalacturonase activity. Gene Ontology annotation, biological process: carbohydrate metabolic process. Bases 450 to 1850 code for a protein of 466 amino acids. The transcript has 7 exons.